AUGACCGGCUCCGUGUUGCGACUACUCGGAGUUCUGGCACUGAUUCCACUCUGCCCGGCCUUCAGUCGACCCAAGUUCCAGCUGGAGGCGCCUAAGCCCAAGCUCGAAGCAGAUGGUGUAAAGGCUGAGCAAACUCCACCUCAGCUAACUCCGGAGGAGAUUCCAAUCGCAAGGCCCUUGCUGCAGUGGCCGAACUGGAAGCGCUCGCACGAACACAUUUGCAGCUUGUUUCCUGGUCUUCUUUGCUCGGAUUCUUUGGCUCCGGCCUUCAAGGUCUCCAGCAUGGCCACGCUGGACUUACGGGAGGACAUGCUCGGCAUCGGCUCUGGCUGGUUCGUCCUGGCCGUCCUUCCCUGCGCAGCCCGGGGUCUCUUCGGUCUCGCUCGCAACCAGGAAGCCCCAAAAGACAGAGUCGACAGAGCCGCUGCAGUGGCACCUUCUAGGGAGGUUGCGUUUAUCCAUUGGUGGAGCUGCGGCCCACAGAUCACAAUGGCAUCACUGAAAGUCUUUCUCGCAGCCCUGCUUCUACUCGAACUCUUGGGCUUGCAGGCGCCGCAGACGAACGUCUUCGCCCUGCCUGAGACUAUCCGGCGAGUACGGGCUCACCCCUACGGUAAGACGCUUGAGCUAGGCUUUCACUCAGGUUUCGCCAGUGGCGACAUAGACCUGAUGCCCCGGCUGACGUACAUUUUCAUGCCAAGCUUGAAUGAUGCCACGGCAGACAGCUAUGCCACAGUCUUCUCGAUCCUGCGGGCGUCGGUGCUGGUGUCCUGGUGUGCCUUCCUUGCCCUGCCAGGCGCCUGGACGGCCUCAUGGGGCUGCUUUCUUUGGGGAGUUGUGGUCUACGUGGUCAUGGCUGCUUUGGGAUCGAUGUUCCAGCCAGUUUGCGUGUCUCUUUGCACCUGCUAUUUCCUGGUGGCAGCAGCCUGCGUCUUGCCUUCCCUGGAGAAGAGCCCUAGGGCGCGGGGCUGGCUUGGUAUGUUUCUCAUGAACAGCGCCCUCAUUCCGUUCUAUUUCUCUUCCGGGCUGUCAAAGCUCCGAUAUGCAGGCUGGGGCGCCAUGCUAUCCGGAAGCUGGACGACGCAGGCAUUGCAGCAAGGUUUAUCGAGGUCUGUCCUUCCAGGCUUCACCGCAUGGAUCCAGAAGACUCCUGUGGCUAUGGCCAUCAUGUCUCUCGGUGUGAACCUGGUGGAGUUCUUGCUUCCUUUGUCGCUGCUCUUUCUCGCCAGCUCCAGCUCUGAUCUUGCCCUCUGGUUGCGAUCUUCCUGGAUCCUGUUGGUGACGUUCUUUCACAUCGCCACCAUUCUGGUCGUCGGUCCGAAUUUCUCCCGCCAACUUCCACUGUUGAUGAUGCUUCUGCACGCCUGUUGGCGUCCGGUAAGGAGUUCCGAUGCAGAAGCCAUAGAACCAGGGCAGAUGAAAUCUUGGCGAUGCAGGGUGGGCUUCGCAACUGUGCUUCUGGCUUUGUGGAUGUGUAACCAGUUAUGGUCAGACAUCGACCAUCUGCGAGGUGCAACACCCCACGACUCUCAUCACGACAUGCAGUGGCCACUACCGGAAAUGUCCAUGUUCGUCUCCCCCUCCGCGUCGACCAACUACGUCCGCUCCCUGUGCCUGGAGAUUGUCAUUGUGGCGGGACUCUCGUGCAAGAUCUAUUCAGACAUUUCGCAGACCUCCACAGCUGUCAAGGCUUAG
Messenger RNA from Symbiodinium sp. CCMP2592, 1695 nucleotides. The record is from the annotation of a GenBank genome assembly. Lineage: Eukaryota; Dinophyceae; Suessiales; Symbiodiniaceae.